Molecule: messenger RNA, 1355 nt
Organism: Cucurbita pepo subsp. pepo (vegetable marrow)
Lineage: Eukaryota; Viridiplantae; Streptophyta; Magnoliopsida; Cucurbitales; Cucurbitaceae
Product: olee1-like protein
Source: RefSeq, a predicted model, not a curated record
GAAUUAGUUGGGAUCUAAGGCCACCAACCCAACCAACUUAAAAUUUCAAGCUCUGUCUAAAAUAUUUAUAUUCAACUAUAUGGUUAAGAGGAUGAUCAGCCACAUUGGAAUUGAGACUCGAACUCUUAAGAAGGCAGCGAUGGAGAAUUUUCUAAGCAAAAGUGUGACGGUCCGCAAUGCCACAUGGAGGUCUACCUAUGUACAGUGAACUUCUUUUCUUGAAGAAGAAACAAUGACUAUAUUCGAAUAAUAAUCAUCCGCUAAUUCUUUCUUUUCAAUGGCGUCCAUGCCUAUAUUCGAAUAAUAAUCAUCCACUAAUUCUUUCUUUUCAAUGGCGUCCAUGCCUCUCAUUUUAUUCGUUCCUACAAAAAUUUCUUAUUUAAUUUAUGGAAUCCUCGAACAGCCUCAAUCAACCAAGUUGUUAUCAUCUUAUAGCUUGGUAGGGAGCUUUAAUUCAGAGUUGAAUAUCUCGAAAUCCUGAACCAAAUGAUAAACACAUUUGAAACGAUAAUUGGUGGGAAGUCAAUAAACUUCUAAAAUCGGACACUAAUUUUGAGAAAAUGAUCUAAAAAUAAAAGAUGAAAUUUUGUUGAGAGAUAUAAGGGGAUGAACGAAACCAAAAAUUCCUCAGCCUCCCAAAAAUAACAAUCAAACCAAAAAUGGAGGCUAUAAAAUCAGCUCCGCAUUCUUCAUCAUCUCCUCAGCUCUGCACAAAAAGCACAAAUAACAAAGAGCCUGCGGCAGAAGAAUAAGAAUAAGAACAAGAACAAUGGCGAAAUCUGCAGUAAUGCUUGUUUCAGCCCUCUGCCUCAUGUCGCUCAUCAACAUCGCAACCUGCGAGAAGGAACGCUUCUUCGUGGAAGGCAAAGUGUAUUGCGACACAUGCCGGAUCCAAUUCUUCACAAAAGUCAGCAAAUUCCUCGAAGGCGCGACUGUGAAAUUGGAAUGCAGAGACAUCGAAGGAGGAAAUGUGACGUUCAGCAAAGAGACGGAGACGGAUAAAUCGGGGAGUUACAAGAUCGAGACGGACAAAGAUCACGAGGAAGAGGUGUGCGAGGUGUCGCUGGUGAAGAGUAAGGAUCCGGAUUGCGAUGAAAUCACGAAGGAAGGGUACGCACACAAAUCCAGAGUGAGUAUCACCAGCAACAGUGGAAUCACCAGCCCCGAACGCCUUGCCAAUCCGUUGUCGUUCAUGAAGAAGGAGAAGUUGCCUGAGUGCAAGGAGGUUCUCAGAGAGCUCGGCUUCGACGAAUAUGGCAACAUCGUCUAAACUAAACCACCACCGCCAAUGUUCUUUAUAAUAGUGGACAAACAAACACCACGCAUUUCUUACCAAACUUCUCUAUUAUUUCUUU